CUGCCACUUAGGAGAUGGAAGCGUUGCAGAUCUUUCUUACACGAAAACAUAGGAAAGUGGGAGGGGUACUAGCAGUCCAUAUUUAUAUAGUCAAAGGGUUAUAUCAUGGUAGAAAUGAGGUUGUGAACGACUAUUGCAAAGGCAAUCAGCAAUCUAGAAACAAAAAAUCCCCAUAUUUACUGAAGUUACUAGAAGGCUUCUUCCGUUUCAAGUAACCAUGGGAUUCUCGCCAAAUGCUCCUUCCUGAUCUUUUUACUUCUUUGGUCUGGCCAACAGGCCUCUAAAAAUGGCGGAUUUGGCCGCUAAAAUAUAAAGGCUCUCUGUAUAGAGUGCAUGUUUCUCUCAUGCUCCAGCAUAUGAAUGUGACAGAUGUGACUACGUGUUUCUUCAUUUUUCCUGUUAAUAGAAAAAUUAUAGAAUGCUUUAUUGCUGCGUAAAGAAUUGUUCCAAUUCUUGGAAAAAGGAUUACUCAUUGCAUUAUAUCCUAGAAGAUCCAGAAAGAAAACAACAAUGGAUUGAAAACAUUGCUCGACCUGAUUUAGAUGAAUCAAAAAAUUAUUUUGUGUGUGAAGUACAUUUUUUGCCCAAAAUGUGGGAAAAACUACGUAUUGAUGGUAAAAAAAAAUUAAAACAUAAUGCAGUUCCAACGAUUCAUAUAUGGAAUAAAGAUGAAAUAGUUCCUGCUUUAUCAAAUACUGAAAAUACCGUUACAUUAAAGGAGAACAAUGAAGUAGACAAUGCAAAACACUUGUCCAUUAAUAAUUUGACAGAGAAAGACGCAUUCAAAGAGGACAAGGAACCAGAACGUAUAAAUGUUCAAUCAGAUGAGCCAAUAAAUACACCAUUGUUAGUCCAACAAAUGGAAAUAAAUACGGCUAUAAAUGUUCAAUUAGAUAAGCCAAUAAAUACAUCAGUGUCAGUUCAAGAAAUGGAAAUAAAGCUUCUGAAGGCAAAUAUGAAAUUGAGCAAAUUAUUAAAAUCUGAAAUAAGACUGAAAAAACAAGUAAAAAAACUGAUGUAUGAAAAUAAAAAGGUAGUAAAAGAGAAUAAUAAUUUAAAAGUUAAAUACAAAAAUAUAUUUAACAAUGAUCAAAUUGAAGCUCUUUGUAAAUAUAAAUGCGCAAGAUGGUCCACUGCUAGUAUCGAAAAAGCUCUCCGCUUGAAAUUAUCAUGUGGUAGUAGUGGCUAUAAAGAAUUACAGAAGCAGAACAUUUCUUCACUAUCAGAAUGCACACUUCGAAGAAAAAUGAAGACUAUAGACUUUGAAACUGGUAUUUGUAACAAAGCAUUUGACAUUUUACGUGAACAAGUAUUACGCUUCACCGAUGAUCGAGACAAAGAUUGUAUGCUUGCCAUUGAUGAGAUGAGCAUUACCACUGGACAACAAAUUGUCACAACAACAGAUUUAAAUAUUGGUUUGUCGACUCUACCGGAUAAAUCAGGUAAAAACGAUGAAAAAUUAUGAAAGUAAUUUUGAAAGUAAAGUUAGUAAAGAGUAAAGUAACAAAGUAAUUUUAAAAAUAAAGAAAAUUAUGAAAGUAAUUAUUGUGCUAUGUGUACUAUUUUUAAAUUUAAUUUAUAUAUGAAAAUUCAUCCGCUCUUGUUUGCCUCGUUAUUUGUUGUUUGUAUUUAAUACCGAAAGCCUUGCAGAAUAUUUAUACUUAGAAAGUAAUUUUGUAAUAAACUGUUAAAAUUGGUACAUUUUAAAUAGGCAUAUACACACACACACGCACGCACGCACGCACACACGCACCCACGCACACACACACGCACCCACGCACAUACGCACGCACGCGCACACACACACACACACACACACUCACACACACACGUUAUAUGUGAUACCAUUAUUUCUUUUCUUGGUUUAUAAUAAUGUUUUUCUGGUUCUUUGGACAAUAUUAGGUCGUAUUAAAGGGGAAGGUUCCCAUAGCGCACAGUACUAUUGCACACAAACCACUCACAACCACUCAUUGCGCUUGAACAGAAGAAUAUCACUAGACACCAGCCGCUGUGAUUGGCUGUGUGCAAUAGUACUGUGCGCUAUCGGAACCUUUCCGUAUUAAAAAAGCUACUCAUUGUUUAGUUUUUAUGAUUAGAGGAAUUUUUACUCGAUGGAAAAUGAUUGUGGCCUAUUACUUUACACCUGAUAGUCUUGAGGUGCUUUAUUAAAACCCAUUAUAUAGGAGAUUAUUAAAAAAGUAGAAUCUAUAGGUCUAUACAUUCAUAGCAUAACUUCUGACAUGGGUCCUGUAAACUUAAAAAUGUGGAAAACAUUUGGUGCCAUUGGCAGCAAUAAAUAUUCUAAAAUUGUAAAUUGUAUACCUCAUCCUGUUGAUAGUAAUCAGAAACUGUUUUUUAUUGCUGACGCACCACAUUUAUUAAAAAACUUAAAAUCUGCUUUAUUGAAUAAUAAAGUAAUUGAAUUGCCUAUAA
This is a messenger RNA of Solenopsis invicta (red fire ant), 2433 nucleotides long. RefSeq lists its product as uncharacterized. Bases 419 to 1465 code for a protein of 348 amino acids. Lineage: Eukaryota; Metazoa; Arthropoda; Insecta; Hymenoptera; Formicidae. The transcript is spliced from 4 exons. The record is from RefSeq and is a predicted model, not a curated record.